Molecule: messenger RNA, 1134 nt
Organism: Tyto alba (common barn owl)
Lineage: Eukaryota; Metazoa; Chordata; Aves; Strigiformes; Tytonidae
Gene: ERFE
Product: erythroferrone
Exons: 6
Coding region: 19-1044 (341 amino acids)
Biological process (GO): negative regulation of gluconeogenesis; positive regulation of insulin receptor signaling pathway; positive regulation of D-glucose import across plasma membrane
Molecular function (GO): hormone activity
Source: RefSeq, a predicted model, not a curated record
GGCCCCGGUCCCGGCGGGAUGCGGCUGCCGGAGCUGUGCCUGGCGCUGCUCUGCGCCGCCGCCGCCGGGCCCAGCUCCCCGGGGCCGGCCCCGGAACCGCCGCCGGGCCCGGGAGCGGCCACGAGGAGGGAGGAGGGAGGCGGAGGACCGGGGGCGGCCGCCCCUCGGGCCGGCGACGUGGACCCCCGCCAGGCGUGGAUGCUGCUGGCCGGGAGCACCGGGCGGGCGAGCGGCAGCCGGGCCCGGGGCAGGAAGGGCACGGAACGGGGUGGGCCGGGGGCCGGUGCAGCAGCGGUACCGGCCAGCGGCCCGACUCCGGGAAAAUCAGCCCAGGCUGCCUCGAAAUUCGGUGUGCCGGGCGCUGACCCUGCCCCCGCCGUACUGGAAGAGCUGCUGAAGGAGCUGCAGCUCCUUAUGAAAGGCCUGGUGAAGGAGCAGGUGAAGGCACGCAGGAAGGCCUGGGAAGGGCACGAAGAGGAGGAAAGCCCUAAAGACAAACCCCGGGCUAGGUCCCGUCCUCGUGUGGAAGCAGCCUUUUACUGCCGGACACGUGAAAACAUCUCUGUGGAGCAGAGAGCGUGGCAGGAGCUGCAGCUCUAUUACAUUCCAGAGAGGGAGGGGAUGUUCCACCGUGGCUCGGGGCUGAACCUGACCAGCGGGCAGUACACAGCCCCCAUCGCAGGGUACUACACCUUCACCGCCACACUGCGCAUUGCGCGCAGAGAGCAGCGGAGGAAGGGGCAGCCGUGUAGAGGGAACCGCCUGCGGGUGCUGAUCUGCGUGCAGUCCCACUGCCAGCACAACAGCAAUUUGGAGACCGUGUCCCAGCUGGAGAACGGCAGUGACCUUUUCACCAUCUCUGUCACCGGAAUCCUUUACCUACAGCGCCAUUCUGCUGGGGGUGUGAAGAGGCCCUGGGCACCACGCAGGGAGCUGAACCUGUGCCAGAGCUGGACCCUUCCCUCUGCCAGCCACUGUCAUGCCUCCCCUGCUCAGCACCAAGCCCAGGGAAGAUCUUUUGCUGCUGCAGGAGCUGCAGGCUGAUCCGAUACUGCAGGUGCUGCAGAACCAUCUGAAGCUGGACAGAUUGGGGAGGAAAGGCUAAUAAUAAUAAAAAAAGCAGCCUGACAAGGA